UAGCUAUCUAACGCAUGUGUCUUGGGAGUUAAAAGGAGUUCAUCUCCCGUUCUUCUCUCUCCAAACCAAGGUUCAAAAUGGGCCCAAAAAUUCAAGGCCCAAACACUGAGAAGGAAGAAGAAGCUGAAACAAGCUGGAAACUUUUCGGAAUUCAAAAACAAACGCGGAGAGAGUGAGAGAGAGAGGGGGACUAACAACAACAUCGAGAGCUCGAGCUUGGCAAGCUCAGAGAAGAAGGAAGAAGAAGAAGAAGAAGGAAGAAGAAGAGACGCCAAGUAAUAGGAUUUUACUAAGAAGCCAUGUCGGGAAUUAAAAGUCUGCAAGAUAAGAUUCGGGAAAGAGAAGCUCAGAAGCGUAGACUAGGCCAAAUGUUUCAAAAUAUCCGCAUGAAAGACAAAACGGGAGAAAUUGGUCAGGGGAAACUCGAUGAAGUUGAUAUGGUCGAAGACAUGAGUCUGAGUGAUGAUGAGUUGCUCGCUCCAAUUCCAACAGUUGCGAAACCAGGAGAUAUGAAAGUAGGUUCUUCCUUGAAUAUGGCAAAUCUGCAAAACCCCUCUUCGGUUGCUGAAGCCAAAAGAAAUCUUCCUGAGUCAACAGGUUCUGCAGAUUCACUCGCAUCAUUAAAUCAGCUCAUGCUGUCACAGAAUCUGGCGAUUCAACAACUCGAAGCUGCUGCUUCUUCUUCAGACUUGCAACACUUGAAUUCUCUAAUUGAUGUGGUGGCUCGUAAUCAGGAUUCCAUUUUUGCACUUUCUCAGAAAAUAUCUGGAACUGUUUGCCUCAGCCACGAAACCACUCUUGAGAUUCUAGGCAGGCUCGCCACGGGUAAAACAAUACUUCAGGAUGAUAUCCCCGAGAAGCUCACUAUGAUGGCACAUCUGAUUGCAGGGAUACAACCAUCCGACGACCUCUUCAUCUCAGGGGCUCAACCCGUUCUUCAACAAGUUGAGAAGCUACUUGACACUUUGAUUUACUUACCAGUACCCGCCACUAUUACGAAGCGUCUCCGUGGGCUCAUCGCUUCCUUACGUCCUUGAUUGAUGAAGUGUUCUCUAUAUUUUCACUUCUUCUUAAGGUACUAGACUUUCUGAACAAGCAAGCAUAUGUUUUUACUAAAACUGAUAUAUCGUUAUAGUGUUGUGAUAUGUCCUAUUGUUGAUCCUCUAAAACGAUGAGAUUGUUGAUCAUCCGCAUAUAUAACUGAAACCGACGAGUAAACCUUACGUUAGAGCGUUGUCCCUGAAUAUGUCA
Camelina sativa (false flax) is the source of this 1251-nucleotide messenger RNA. RefSeq lists its product as uncharacterized. The record is from RefSeq and is a predicted model, not a curated record. Lineage: Eukaryota; Viridiplantae; Streptophyta; Magnoliopsida; Brassicales; Brassicaceae.